UAAACGUAAAUUUUUGUUUAAAGCUAUUUCCAAGUAAUGUUUUCCACUAUGUACCAAUUUUGCGUUGGUUGGUAAUGUAAAAUGAGUGUAUUUCAGCGUGAUAAUGUAACGCUUUGUGUGCUUAUAGUAAAUGGCGCCAAAAUGUGCGAGUGUUAUUUUGUUUCCAGUGUAACGCGUCCACACACGAGGACCAGAGCUAUUCACUUGGCUCUUUAUUCCUUUCUGUUAACUAUUUCAGUCAUCUUUAACGUGACACAGACGUCUUUGAGAAAGGUAGAAGAUACAUCUUCAUGUCAUGGAGUUUUUUAAAGAGGAGCCUGAAGACUCGACUGAUCCAGAACCCUGCAAAGUGAAAGAUGAAGAAACUGAGGAACAAAUAGGUCUGUUGGAAGUGAAAGAGGAAAGUCAAGAACUGAAUGAAGUUGAAGACGGUCAGCAUUUACAGACACCUGAAAAUUGUAUAGCUGAAGAAGAACCUUUAAAUGAAAAUCUUUUACAAUCAUUUCACACCAGAAAGAGACCUUGCACAUGCCAUCAAUGUGGAAAGAGUUUCACUAGUAAACUAACUCUUCAAAAUCACGUAAAAAUCCACUCUGGAGAGAGGCCUUUCCAGUGCCAUCUUUGUGAAAAGCGUUUCGAUCAUAAAGGACAACUUAAUGUUCACAUGAGGAGUCACACUGGAGAGAAGCCCUUCUUGUGUCCUCAGUGUGGAAAGAGGUUUAUACAUAGAGGACAUCUUAACGAACACUUACGGAUUCACACCGGAGAGAAGCCUUACACAUGCACUCACUGUGGAAAUUGUUUCCGACAUCAAGCUAGCCUGACAUGGCACAUGAAAAUCCACACUGAAGAAAGCCCUUUAACUGGCUCUCAGUGUGGAAAAGUUUUCACACAGCAAGAAAAACUCAAGAGUCACAUGAAAAUCCACACUAAAAGGAAUCAGUUUACAUGCCCUCACUGUGAAAAGAUCUUCAGUCAUAAAGGACAACUUAAUAUUCACAUGAGGAGUCACACUGGAGAGAAGCCCUUCUCGUGUUCUCAGUGUGGAAAGAGGUUUAUUCACAAAGGACAUCUUAACGAUCACUUACGGAUUCACACCGGAGAGAAGCCUUACACAUGCACUCACUGUGGAAAGAGUUACACACAUCAAGCUAGCCUGACAUGGCACAUGAAAAUCCACUCCGAAGAAACGUUUAAGCGUUACGUUAGAAUGCAUCCUUUCAAAUGCCAUCAGUGUGGAAAGAGUUUCCUUCAUAAAGGCCACCUUAAUGAUCACUUAAGAGUUCACACUGGAGAGAAACCAUUCACAUGCCCUCACUGUGAAAAGAGUUUCAGUCAUAAAGGAUACUUUCAUGUUCACUUAAGGAUACACACCGGGGAGAAACCGUUCACAUGCGAUCAGUGUGGAAAGAGUUUCACGCAUAAAGGAAGCCUGAAGUGGCACAUGAGAAUCCACACUGAAGGACUUUUCACUUGCAACGUGUGCGGGAAGAGUUUCGCCUAUAAAAGGGAACUUCAGAUUCAUAGAAGAAUUCACACCGAAGAGAACCCUUCGACUUGUCUUCAUUGUGGAAAAAGAUUCACAUGUGUCAGAAAGUUUAAGUGUCACAUGAAAACUCACUCUAAAGACUAUGUUUACUCAUGCAAUCAAUGUGGAAAGGGUUUCAAUCAAAGAGGACACCUGAAUGAACACAUGAGAACCCACACCGGAGAGAAGCCCUUCACAUGCCAUCUAUGUGGAAAGAGCUUCAGUCAGAAAGGAACCUUUAACAUUCACCUGCGAAUUCACACUGGAGAAAGACCGUUCAAGUGCCAUGAGUGUGGAGAGAGUUUCAGUAAGAAAAGAAACAUGAAUGUUCACCUGAGAACUCACUCUGCCAUUAACCUUGCAUGCCAUCAAACUGGACAGAAAUUAAUUCAACAAGCGCACCUUAAUGAUCAUAUAAGAAUUCACAUUGUAGACCGACCAUUCACAUGCCAUCACUGCAAAAAGAACUUCAUUCACAGAGGACACCUUAAUGAUCACCUGAGAAUCCACACUGGAGAGAAGCCUCACGUGUGCCAACAGUGUGGAAAGCGUUUCACACAUAAAGGAAGCCUUACAUGGCACUUGAAAACUCACACUGUAGAGGAACUUUUACAAUGCCGUCAAACCGACAAGAAAUGUACAGAAAAUGCAGAUGUUGAGAGUCAGAAAAGAACUUGCACCGUAGCGAAGCCUUACGCGUGUCAACAGUGUGGGAAGCGUUUCCCCCUUAAAGCAAGCCUUAAGUGGCACAUGAGAACUCACGCCGAUGAGGAGCCUUUCACAUGCCACCUAACUGACAAGAAAUUUACAAAUGAUGUAGAUCGUCCGAUAAGAAUUCGCUCUGGGGAGAAGCCUUACGUGUGUCCAUUAUGUGAAAAGAGUUUCAGUCGUCAAGCAAUCCUUCAGAGUCAUGUAGAAACUCACUUUGAAGAGAGUCCUUAAGUCCUUUUUGACUAAAGCAUUACAAUAGCGCAAUAAGUUUGCAGAUGUUUAGGAAACAUGCUAA
Messenger RNA from Carassius carassius (crucian carp), 2534 nucleotides. RefSeq names its product oocyte zinc finger protein XlCOF6-like. NCBI's taxonomy places the organism in Eukaryota, Metazoa, Chordata, Actinopteri, Cypriniformes, Cyprinidae. The record is from RefSeq and is a predicted model, not a curated record. The transcript is spliced from 2 exons. The coding region runs from base 296 to 2470 and encodes 724 amino acids.